This is a messenger RNA of Symphalangus syndactylus (siamang), 714 nucleotides long. RefSeq lists its product as uncharacterized. Lineage: Eukaryota; Metazoa; Chordata; Mammalia; Primates; Hylobatidae. The record is from RefSeq and is a predicted model, not a curated record.
AUGGAGCUGGAUGGGCAGCUGUGCCGUGCAAUCCCAGCUCGCAGCCCUUGCUCCGCGUGUACUCACGGGAGGACUCGCAGGCGUUACCGCCCUCUUGCGUGCCCCGCCCACCCCCGGGCAGCUUGUAUCCGGUACGCUGGCUGGGGCUAUGUGCAGAGCCCGCGCGGAGCCGGAGCAGCAGCGGUGAAGUCCCUGGGCUCAGCCGAGACCGCCGUGCCCAUUGCUCGCCUCGGUCGCCGCCGCUUUAGCCGCAGCCGCCGCCGCCAGGGGAGCGGCCGCCUAUUUGUGUUUCUCCGCGGCGAAGUGUCCUGGGUCAUGAAACUUAAUCCACAGCAAGCUCCCUUAUAUAAUGGGACAACAGAAGAAGUGACUUCAAAAGAAGACGAAGAAGAAGAGAUGGAUGAAGAUAUAGAAGACUUAGAUCACUACGAGAUGAAAGAAGAGCCUAUUAGUGAGAAGAAGUUGGAGGAUGAAGGAACUGAAAAAGAAAAUCGGGCAAUAUUAGAGAAAAUCAGGAAGACUGAAAGGCAAGGCCAUUUAAAUAUGUAUGUGUUGGGUGGAGGAGCAUUAUGUAUGGAACCUCUCACAAAACAGCUCCUACUUUCAAGAAUGAAAAAGGGCUGAAGAAGUGCCUACUCGAAAGAAUCAGUCAUCAUGCAAAUAAAUGCCACCUGAGUCAAAGGCAAAGCCAGAGUGUAGCUUGGAGCAAAGGAG